AUUCUUAGCCUGCAAGUAACACCGUGAGCGACUUCCAUUGACGUAGCCCCCACCAUUAUUCAUUAUUCACGACCACCCUCUUUCUCUUUCCUCUUAUAGCUUCCCCCCCUCCACCUCCAUGCUUCUCUUGGCUGUCACAUGGAGGCGCGAGCGACUCGGGCCCUCUUCCAUCAGCCCUUGUAGCGAAGAAGAAGAAGAAUCAAGAAAGAAAGAAAGGAAGGAAGGACGCGGCCUUCCCAUCCCCGCCCUCUCCGUCUCGCGGUACGUCCGUUCGCUCAUCAGUUAACUUGAGCCAGUCAAAUGCAAGAUUCGAGAAUGUUAUUUGCUGAGGAAGUUUCGGAUGUAAAGCCAAGGAAGAAAAAAGCUCCUUCAAGAAAGGCAGCUCUGCUCCCAUUGCAAGGUAAUGGUGUUCAUGGGGUUCAACAGCUGAAGGGUGCUCCAUCAGUGAAGACGGGGCAGAAAACCUCCAAAAGAAACCUGAAGAAUGAUGUCUCCACAUUGCUUCAUCAGCAAGAGAGAUCAAAUUCAGAUUCAUUGCCGGACUCUUCUACAUCCGGGGGCGAGUAUCGAGCACUGAGGAGGAGAUAUUUGCUCCUAGAGGAAGAACGCUUUUCCUUGGGGAACGAGUUGAUAAAGGUCGAGAAAGAAGUUAAGGUGCUUGAAGAGGAAAAAUUUGCACUGCUGGAUAAACUUGUGGUGCUGGAAGGCUUGAUUGAUCCCUCAGAGUUGAAGAUGUAGGGCAGAUACUAAAGAGUUCAUCGAGAUAUGAUGAUUGGCAGACAAAGAAGACAGUCUAUUUAGUACAGAUGAUGAUCCUUGUUCAUAGUAGAGCUCGACGUCUCAGUUAUGUCGACCCGCUUAAAACUUGGGAGACAGCAAAUGGUAAAGUUAGUCACAGUUUGGCUUCUAACUGAUUUGAACCCCAAUGUUGUAAUGGUUUCAUGUCGAAAGUUAUAGUUCCAAAUAUCUUUGUGGUUACAUCUUUUUUCUGUUCUUUAUUUCUAUGGAAAACUUUAUGGAGCACUUUCAAUGGUCUUGUUUUGUUUGACUUGAGAAGUUGGCGAUACUU
Messenger RNA from Rhodamnia argentea, 1069 nucleotides. RefSeq lists its product as uncharacterized. The coding region runs from base 301 to 738 and encodes 145 amino acids. Lineage: Eukaryota; Viridiplantae; Streptophyta; Magnoliopsida; Myrtales; Myrtaceae. The transcript is spliced from 2 exons. The record is from RefSeq and is a predicted model, not a curated record.